Danaus chrysippus (African queen) is the source of this 891-nucleotide messenger RNA. NCBI's taxonomy places the organism in Eukaryota, Metazoa, Arthropoda, Insecta, Lepidoptera, Nymphalidae. The record is from the annotation of a GenBank genome assembly.
AUGGUGAUGAAAGAGGGUUAUGGGGGUGAUGGGGAUGAUGGGAUGAUGGAGAUGGAGAUGAUGAUGGGGGAUGAUGGGGAUGAAGGGGCUCAUGGAGAUGAUGAAGUUGAUGGAGAUGAUAUGGGGAUGAUGGGGAUGAUGAUGAUGAUGGGGAUGAUGGGGGUGAUGGGGAUAAAGGGGAUGAUGGGGAUGAUGGGGGGGGAUGAUGGGGAUGAUGGGGAUGAUGGGGUUGAUGGUGAUAAAGAGGGUUAUGGGGGUGAUGUGGAUGAUGGGGAUGAUGGGGAUGAUGGGGAUGAUGGGGAUGAUGGGGAUGAUGGGGAUGAUGGAGAUGAUGGAGAUGAUAGGGAUGAUGGGGAUGAUGGGGGUGAUGGGGAUGAAGGGGGUGAAGGAGAUGAUGGAGAUGAAGGGGUUGAUGGGGGUGAUGGGGAUGAUGGGGGUGAUGGAGAUGAUGGAGAUGAUGGAGAUGAUAGAGAUGAUGGGGAUGAAGGGGGUAAUGGGGAUGAUGGAGAUGAUGGGGAUGACGGAGUGAUGGGAAUGAUGGAUGAUGGUGAUGAUAGGCAUGAAUGGGGAGAUGGGGAUGAUGGAGAUUAUGGAGAUGAUGGGGAUGAUGGAGAUGAUGAAGAUGAUUGGGAUGAUGGGGGUGUAGGGAAGAUGGGGGUGAUGUGGAUGAUGGGGAUGAUGGAGGAGAUGUGGAUGAUUGGGGUGAUGGGGAUGAUGGGGUUGAUGAUGAGGGGAAUGAUGUGUCUGAUGAGGAUGAUGGAUGAUGGAGAUGAUGGAGAUGAUUGGGAUGAUGGGGAUGAUGGGGGUGAUGUGGAUGAUGGAGAUGAUGUGGAUGAUGGAGAUGAUGGAGAUGAUGGGGAUGAUGGAGAUGAUGGGGGUGAUGAGGAUUGA